GGGCGCUGCUGUUUGUUGGGAUGGCGGUGGCAAGGCUGAGUCUCCCAAGCCAGAUCCCCGGCAGACAGAACUCACCAGAGAAUUAAGAAGAAAAUUUUAUGCAGGCUAUUGCAGAAGGGAGAAUGUUCAUUAAUGGAAUACGUUUCAUAGAAGAAGGGGAAAAUGUGAGUUUUUACGAAACAAGGGAGUCAAUGAAGAAACAAAGAGGUUUUACUGAAGAAACCUCUUAGAGAUUCAUCGCAUUUCUAACAUUACUAUUUACAGUUUGGAGUUGUCAGCUUUCUCAUGAGAUCUAUUCUGACAGUCAAAAUGAAAGCUUUCUUUGAGGUGUUAGAACAGUUAUACAAGAAGGUACUUCUGGGAGCCACACUUGAAAAUGAGAGCCACGAUUACAUCUUUUAUCUCAACCCAGCAUUUUUAGAUCAAGAUUGCUCUACAACCCCUUCUUCAGAAUGCCACCACUGCCGUGGUGUCCAAGGCAGGCACCAGCCACUCAGUGCCAAGUUGGCUACCAUUUCUGUAGCAUCUGUGUGUUUGAAGAGACACUCUGUGAUGUGCAGCGCCCGGGAAAUAAAGCUCCUUCAGUUAACCGUAAUCAAAGUGAUGAUAACCAGAAUAUUGUCUGUUGAAACUGACUUCCACGCAAAGGAAAAAUACAGAGAUAUAAUUAAAAUUCUUUUAGAAUCAUCCAUCGAUUCUACAUUAACCUGUAUGUUCCAAAACUCGGAUAAAUUGUUAUGUCACGUGGCUGCAAAGUGCCUUGCACUGCUUCUGUAUUUCCAAGUGAGAGAAGAGAUAGCAUUAAGUAAUUCCUGGAUUGCUUUUUGUCAAACAAAUCUUUCUGAAUACCCUGAAAAUGAGAAAGCAGUGCACUGCCUUUGGACCCUUACUUUUAUACUAAAAGAAGUCUUUAAAGACACACAUUCACAAAAAGCAGAAAUUUUAAAGCAGUUCCUGACUCCUUUUGACACUGCUUUUGAAGUUUUUUACAAUUCCUUAUUUUCUCAGCAUUUUGAAAGCUGCCAAGAUACCUCAAAAAUAAUAAACAGCUUGAUAGGUUCCCUGGAAUUGCUCGAACUUCUUACAGCUUCCAGAAUCCAUCUGAAGCUACAUUUCACUUGCCAGAGGAUUUUCUUUUUGAAACCUUCUCAUGUGCUGGCUGUUAUCACCUGGCCUGUUCAGGCUUUUGUCAAAAGGAAGUUCAUCGUAUUCAUCAAAAAGUGCCUUCUCUGGAAAGUGGGUGAAGAUCUGUGUCGGGGGUCUGGCCCUGCUCUCGUGCCACCAGAUCAGCAUUUUGAUGUAGACAUGUUGGCCGUAGCUGAUGCAGUAUUGCACGCUGUGAAUUUGGGCUUAUUGAGGACCUUGUCUGUCCGUGGAAAACCUCCCUGCUUCGGUGGAGAUGAAGUUCAACCAGCACAUGAGCGAGUCCCUGGUCCAGAUCAUGUAAUCCUCAGAGCAGCAAGCCUACUUAUCAUUAAAUCCUUAGAAAUCAAGUUUCAAGGCUGUGCUUCAGCAAAUGAAAUGAAAGUUGAUUUACAGAAUUUCAUGGCUGACUUACUGACCUUCUUAAAGCCUCACCUUCAGCCCUCCCUUCACCCACACAAUCCAUGUGAGUGGAUCUCCAGGGUCUUCAUAGAACAAGAUGACGACAUGCUGGAGGCUGCCAGAGCAUCGUUGGGCAUCUACCUAAAGUUGAUCGGAGAAUGUAAAGCUACUGAAAGCUUGACCCAAGAAAAAGAAAUGUGGAGCCAUCACACACAUGAAUAUGGCUAUAACCCACACUGUGUUUUCUUAUUAUUACUGAAAAAUACAGGAUUUGAUCCUUCAGUUCUUCUUGACUUUUUGAUUUCUUCGGAAACCUGUUUCCUUGAGUAUUUUGUUAGAUAUUUAAAAUUACUACAGAAAGACUGGACUAACUUUUUCACGAUCUGCAAGUAUUUUGAUGUAACCGAAUCUAAAGAAAACAUAAAUAUUUAUGUGUGUAGCCCCUCACUUGUCCAGGACAGAAGCAGCAGGCAGGCAGAACUGAGCCCUUCGGCUGCUCUUGGUAGUCACAGAAAUGCUCGUGCUUCCACCUCCUGGGCUUCCGAUGCCUCUUCCAAACCUCUGAACCAGCUUGUGAUGUCCAAGGAGACCGUGGCUAUGCUCCAAGCUGAUAGCCCACCUCCCCCACAAGCUUCUCGAAGUCUGGUAGAUUAUGAGAGCUCUGAGGAUUCUGAGGUAGAAGACACAGACCAGCAUUCAGCAAACAGUAAAGAAGUAUCUUUACACCAAGAAGCAAUGAAGAAAUUUCAGGACACUGUUGGAACAAGUGGGAAUAAAACAGAACUGAGCCUGGAGCCUGAGUCAAAACCUCUGGUUCCCAAACAAUCUAAUACUCCCUUCUCCAUUGAUUGUGAUACAGCCCCAAAUAACGUCUGUGAAGUGGGCAUGUGUUACAGAACACUGAAGUGCUUUGAAGAGCUGCAAGGUGCCAUUGACCGCUUGCAGAAGAAAAAUCUUUUCCCAUAUAAUCCCACAGCACUUUUAAAGUUGUUAAAAGGUACAGAGACAAUAUAUAAUGAGAGUUUGAACGCUUUCUAAAACGGUAGCAUUUUAUUUCCAGGAGCUGUUUCUCCUUAAUAUAAAUUGUGCCUUAAUGAGAGGAUAGUAAAAAAACAACAAACAAACAAAACACCCUCACAGGCAUUCUCUACAUCAAGCCUGUUCUUUUUGACCUUUCGAAGUAACCUAGUGACUGACAAAUAUACAUCAGAUGACAAGUUACCUGCUACAGUUGUACAUCACUUGAAAUUUACAGGGUUUGAAUUUGGGAUGGUUAUUCUGUUAGUUUGCUAGGGCUGCUGUAACAAAGUGCCACAAAACUUGGUGGUCCAAACGACAGAAAUCUAUUCUCUCAUAUAGUUCUAGAGACCAGAAGUCCAUUAUCAAGGACUCAACAGGGCCAUGCUUUCCCUCAAAGCUCUAGGGAAGCCUUCCACGCCCCUUCCUGUCUUCUGGCGAUUAAUGGCGGUCCAUGGUGUUCUUCAGCCUGGAACUGUGUCCCUCCAGUCUCUUCCCCUGUUGUCACAUGAGGUUUGCCUUCUAUGUGUCUGUACCAGUCUCCCUCUUAUAAGGACACCAGUCAUUGGAUUAGGGUCCCCUGUCAUCUAGUAUGAGCUCAUAUUAACUUACUACAUCAGCAAAGACCCUUUUUCCAAAUAAGGUCACACCCACAGGUUCUGAGUAGAUGUGACUUUUGGAAUUGACACUAUUUAAUCCAGUAUUAUUUACCAUUUCCCUCCGAGGUAUUUACAUGUAAUGUGAUGUAUAAAACCUUACAAUCUCAGUGAUUAUCUCUGUGUAUGUGUAGGUCUGUAGUCUGUUCUGUGAAAAUGAAAUCUCUUUAAAACAGAUUUUUCGAUCACUAGAUAAUAUUCCUAUUUAAAAUUGUUGUGAGGUGCACCUGGGUGCCUCAGUUGGCUAAGCGUCCAACUCGAUUUCAGCUCAGAUCAUGAUCUCACAGUCAUGAGAUCGAGCCCCAUCUCAGGCUUAGUACUAAUUCAGGUGGAAAUGGAAAGAUCAGUGAGACUAAAUAGAGGAUUGCUAAGUGAGACAGCAGUGAGAUGCUAAUGUUAAUCAGAUAGAAUGCAGAGGUCAAGGGGUGCCAAGGUGGCUCAGUCGGUUAAGCAUCUGACUUGGUUUCACCCCAGGUCAUGAUCUCAUGGUUCAU
Molecule: messenger RNA, 3712 nt
Organism: Hyaena hyaena (striped hyena)
Lineage: Eukaryota; Metazoa; Chordata; Mammalia; Carnivora; Hyaenidae
Gene: LINS1
Product: lines homolog 1
Exons: 8
Coding region: 286-2583 (765 amino acids)
Source: RefSeq, a predicted model, not a curated record